Molecule: messenger RNA, 231 nt
Organism: Caenorhabditis elegans
Lineage: Eukaryota; Metazoa; Nematoda; Chromadorea; Rhabditida; Rhabditidae
Gene: Y51H4A.6
Exons: 2
Coding region: 1-231 (76 amino acids)
Source: RefSeq, marked reviewed
AUGCAUCGCAAUUAUUUAAAAAAAAAACAGAAUUUGAUAUUUUCAGAAAAGCAGCAAAGUGUGGAGAAGUAUGGAGAUGAUUGGGUUCACCACUUUCACACGGCGAAUGCACGAGAGACCUUUGGAAAGAAGAUUUUUGGAAUUUUUUUUCCCAGAAACCUGUCCAUCGAAAGAACUCGAGAAACUCCAACAGCGAAGGAAGGGGACUUGCUACACAAUGGAAAUUAUUAA